Messenger RNA from Rodentolepis nana, 900 nucleotides. The record is from the annotation of a GenBank genome assembly. Lineage: Eukaryota; Metazoa; Platyhelminthes; Cestoda; Cyclophyllidea; Hymenolepididae.
AUGGGUCCAAGAUUGUUGCAGACCUAUCGUCAGCGAUUAGCAGCCUGCGCCAUGAACUAUCAAUUAUCUGUAGAUGACGUCGUGGCCGCGAAUGAAGACGGUACAUUGACGGAUGGAAGUAUGGCAGAGAUGGUUCGGCACAAGUACGCAAGAGAAAGCAAUCUCUACUCAGGAGCAGGAGUGCGAGAGAGUGCUCGACAGUACGCUAGACUUCCGGCAAUCGCACGGGCUCGUUCCGUAUCUCAAAUCCAAGCGCAUAUCGCAAAUCGAUUGGGCAGUCUCAGUUGUAGUCAGGUUUCCCUUAUCCCAACAGAUCAAUUCCGAUCUAGUGUUGGGGACCUCGGCUUUGUUUCAGGAAGGGCAGAUGUAGGCCGAACAUCAAGUAUGAAUGAGCUUAACGCUGUUGAGCAAAAACUCUCGGCCUCCAGCACUCAGAGUUUGAACGCUUCCAAGUGUAUCUCCUCCCUGUUGAAUCCCCUCAGAUGGUCUCGGAGGAAUAUCGAUGAAACUACCACACAGCAACCAAUGCAUCGCACUGUCUCUCGAAAGGGUCCAGCUGCACGGAAGUGCAAUCGGUCUUCAGGAAAUCUCCAUCGACCUCACUCAAUAUCCCCUUCAUCUUCUGUCUUCUUCCUUCCACCCGCUAAUGGCAAUGAAAGUGCUCGAACUUCUGCCGCAGUGGAAGAUGACAUCAUGACAUCAUCUCAGCACAACCUCCAGGAUCCACUGACUCAGUCCCAGACGCUUCAGGUACCAGCUACUCCCAUGUUAAUCAAUAAUUCAGUUCAACACCAACAACGAGGCACCCCAUUGAUGUCUCAUUCUCCUAGACGCUCUGACCACUUUGCUGGAAUUCGACCCCAGCUCCUGCCCUCCCAACUAUCACCUGUAGCAUUUUGA